CAAAUUUGUCCAAGACCCACAAGCCCAAACAUCAGUCAUCUCCUUCACAGGAACCCUAAAUCUGAAACUACCUGGAGUCCGUUCUGCCACGGCUGAGAAAAUAGCGACGCGGAAACACGCUCGUCUUCACGAUCCUGCGAUCCAGCGCGACGUGUCCAGCGAUUCCUCUCUCUAACGAGUCUACGGAGGGCGAAGAAUCGCGAGGCUAGCCGCCGGUGAAGAGUCGCCCGAUUCAAGCCCGAUUCAUCCCCGAUGCAGAGAUUCAACCACGAUUCAGGAACAAAAACGAGACAACCUCCGAUUCGUAUCGGUAGCAGCUGGAAUCUUAUCGAAUCGUGAGAUAAGUAUCGUGAAUCGUACGAUACUAACUACCAUGCUUGUAACUAUUGGUACCAUGGUGUAAACCUAAAGCAUUGGAAGAACUGAAAAAUUGCCUUAUAAAGACUGUGGGGGUAAGCUCCUGUGAAGUGACAUUAUCUCUAAGAUAAAAUUCUCAACUCAGAAAUGGUUAUCCCACUGUGCACCAUCCCGCUAUAGUGAUUAUGUGGCCAAUGUUGUUAAGUGGUGGCAACAUGGCGGAUUUUUGCCUAACCGGCAUAGGCGAUUUAUGAAGGGAGGCCGGCUAUGGUGGCGCCCUAGGCUGCAAUGGCAUGUUUAUAUGAUGGAAUUUUGGCCUUCCGCAGUUGAUAACACGGUUUGGGGGCUGGCCGUUCCUCGUGGCUGUUUGGAAUUGAUAACUAUGGGUGCAAGUAUAAGAAAAAUGUUGUUGUUUUUUUCCAGGAUGGUCAUAUUCUCAAUAAGUAAUGCCAGAUAUACUUAUGUGCAUGAUCAGAAAUAUCCCUCUGAAGAUGUUGACAUACACCAUGUCGUAUCAAGGAGGAGUAAUGCUAAAUAUCUUUUUGUGUACGCCUCAGCACUUCUUGUAUUAGCAUGUGCCUUGUAUCUAUAUGUUCUUAAGGAAAAAGCAAUCAGUCUAGUGUAUUACAGCUUGCUUUUUGACAUAUUUCUUGUCAAUUUGUUACUUGGGAAGCCUGUUAAGAAAGAGUCUGUUGUGAUUAUGCCAGCUUUUGGAGUACAGCUUGAGACUCAUUAUGUGAGUGGAAAAGUCAUCCGAUACUUUGUUCCCAUUGACAAGAUUCUGAAACCUGUUCUAAUAGAAUGUGUGACUCCAGUGACUUGUUAUUGGACUCUAUCAUUGAUUAUUCGUGGGGAAUCAGAAAUGGUGUUAGUUUUCAAGAACUUACGCCCUCCGGUGAAAAUGUUGGCCUAUGUCUGGAAGGCCCUGUGUGCUGCAACUGAUAGUAAAGAAGAGACCUGUACUCAUGCAGAAUGAAUAAUUGACAGUUAUGGCUUAUGUACUGGUGUCUGGUGUACCCCCAUCAUUGAACGCCAAUCCUGUGUGAGAGAAGGAUUGGAUUCAACAUACAUUUGGAAAGUGAAAUUUUUGCUAAACCACACUCUUCUCGAGUUGAUAGUUUGGGAUUGUGCGUUGAUUAUCAGCACGACAAGGCAUUAAAUUUAGAGGCCAAUUGGCUCUACCUUUUUGAACUGCAUAAUAGGUAGCUAAUGUGAAAGUAGGGGAAAAUUUUGUAUCAUGACACAGGACUGAUAGAACUAGUAUGUUUCCGUGAGUCUUUUGUAACUAAAAUAGAGCACAGCUUCAUAAUUUUUUGCUCCCUCAAUGCUGCUGUACACUCAAUUACAAAAGAAUGAUUUUGCAGUGAAACAUGCAUUCUGUCAAACUAAUUUCACCACUGGUAAUAGUAACAACCACUUUCUUUCAAA
Glycine soja is the source of this 1785-nucleotide messenger RNA. RefSeq lists its product as uncharacterized. NCBI's taxonomy places the organism in Eukaryota, Viridiplantae, Streptophyta, Magnoliopsida, Fabales, Fabaceae. Gene Ontology annotation, cellular component: glycosylphosphatidylinositol-N-acetylglucosaminyltransferase (GPI-GnT) complex. The coding region runs from base 608 to 1333 and encodes 241 amino acids. The transcript has 6 exons. Gene Ontology annotation, biological process: GPI anchor biosynthetic process. The record is from RefSeq and is a predicted model, not a curated record.